UUACAUGACGUGAAUAAUGACAUGAAUACAAAUUCUCUAAAUGUUGAACCACAGUUGCAAAAUGUCAACAUUCUCAGUUUUUAUGCUUUGACCUGAAAUUGUAAUCGUCUUCAUCAUUUCACUGUGAGUUGACAUCUGAGAAGGUGUGACCCACGCAUUAGUCCUUUCAAUUUGUGCAACGAAAAUCGUGGUUUUCAAAAAAGUUUGAGCAAUGUUUGCGUUCUUUCUACUUUUGCUGAUUGGAUGCACAACUGCAUCCAACAGCACGGCAUCAACGAGACCAGGCGAAACACCCAUCAGCGACUACCACUUCUCCGAGACAGGUUUCAACGUGGAUCGACUGAUUGACCACUUGCUCGCUAUUGACCCAGAAACCGGUGCUCAAGUGAUGAAUGCAACCCGUGUUCAUGACACAAUUCCUCAAAUUUAUGGAAAUCAGAGCAGUAAAAUCCCUUCCUUAAUUCUUGGGAGAAGGAUUCCACGCAAAGCUGGAGGACCUUUGGCAGUGCUCAUCCCCAGAAAUGCGGACGAGAAAGCGCUACUCGGAAUCACAGGACUAAAGGGGAUACCGAAACAGGUGACGCUCACGAUUAUCCAAGUGAACAAUCUCUUGGCCACCCUGGGGCUGGCUCGCACAAUGUUCCUCAUGGACUCCAAUCUGCUCCUCGAGUUGGCCGGAUGCUUCGCCUACUGCAAAGAAAGCCGGGCCUGUCUCGCUGCUGCGCAAGAGUGUGACCCAUCCUCCGUGAACUAUAUCCAAUGCUUGGAAGAUGCCGAAAGCCUGGGUGGCACGGAUUAUGAGGAGGAGAAACCCAGUUCAUCCUCCAAUUCGUACUCAGCGUCCAAGGGAUAUUCUGAAGCUCAGCAAUCACAAUACAGCCCCGCCGCGUCGUCCCAAUUUGGUGGUUAUAAUCCGUUCCAGUACCCCGUAUUUUACCCCCAGUACGGCUACCCGCUCUACCCACAAUUCCAACCUUAUGGAUAUGGACCAUCACCGUCUGCUGUAUUUCCACCAUUUUACGGAUACCCGGCUGCCCAAAGCUACCCUUCCUCAGGGUACUCACAAAGCCCUGCGAACUAUGACGAUAAGCAGAGUCAAUCCACUUCAGGAGCAGGAAAUUAUCCUAAAACCUCUUCCGCUUCAAGCUAUUCGACCCCAAAGGACAUUUCCCCAUCCAAGCAGAAGCAGGUUGAGAAGGAAGUUGCCGUUAUUGCCCCAUCGCACGCGGACUAUGGCUCUUCCCCAGCUUCAGCACCUUACAAACCGUCCCCUGCCCCCCACUCACCGGCUGCAGCGCAGUACAAGAGAGCGGUCAAACUCCCCAUGCGGGUAUACGGUCCACAAAAACCCCGUCGUCGAUUCGACAAUAGUCAAAUUCACUAAUUUAUUGCACAUGACUGAAAUAUGACAUUUUAUCUGAAAUUUUAGAAGUUUUUAGGGUCGUUAUUGUUUGUUUAUUCCUUCGUUGCAUUAAAUUUAUUAAAUACGACACGAUUCCCAAUUCGAUUAUGCAUCAAAAUAAACCUCUCUUGAUUAGAAA
Messenger RNA from Folsomia candida, 1541 nucleotides. RefSeq lists its product as uncharacterized. The coding region runs from base 212 to 1384 and encodes 390 amino acids. The transcript is spliced from 4 exons. Lineage: Eukaryota; Metazoa; Arthropoda; Collembola; Entomobryomorpha; Isotomidae. The record is from RefSeq and is a predicted model, not a curated record.